Phasianus colchicus (ring-necked pheasant) is the source of this 2698-nucleotide messenger RNA. It is a transcript of the gene HSP90AB1, whose product is annotated as heat shock protein 90 alpha family class B member 1. Gene Ontology annotation, molecular function: ATP hydrolysis activity; ATP-dependent protein folding chaperone; ATP binding. Gene Ontology annotation, biological process: protein folding. NCBI's taxonomy places the organism in Eukaryota, Metazoa, Chordata, Aves, Galliformes, Phasianidae. The record is from RefSeq and is a predicted model, not a curated record.
GGGCGGGGCGGGGCGGGGCGCACCGUGCCUAUAUAAGGGAGCCCAAUCGGGGUGGUGGGGGUUCUUUUUUGCACCGCCCGACUGCAGGCAGCGAGAUGCCCGAGGAAGUGCAGCAUGGAGAGGAGGAGGUGGAGACGUUCGCCUUCCAGGCGGAGAUCGCGCAGCUCAUGUCGCUCAUCAUCAAUACGUUCUACUCCAACAAGGAGAUCUUCCUGCGGGAGCUCAUCUCCAACGCCUCCGACGCGCUGGACAAGAUCCGCUAUGAGAGCCUGACCGAGCCCUCCAAGCUGGACAGCGGGAAGGACCUCAAGAUCGACAUCGUCCCCAACCCGCGCGACCGCACGCUCACCCUGCUGGACACCGGUAUCGGGAUGACCAAGGCUGACCUCAUCAACAACUUGGGCACCAUUGCCAAAUCGGGCACCAAAGCCUUCAUGGAGGCCUUGCAGGCGGGUGCAGACAUCUCCAUGAUUGGGCAGUUUGGUGUGGGUUUCUACUCUGCCUACCUGGUGGCUGAGAAGGUGGUGGUCAUUACCAAGCAUAACGAUGACGAGCAGUAUGCCUGGGAGUCGUCAGCUGGGGGAUCCUUCACUGUCCGGACUGACCAUGGUGAGCCCAUUGGACGGGGCACCAAAGUGAUCCUGUAUUUGAAGGAGGACCAGACAGAGUAUUUGGAGGAGAGGCGUGUCAAGGAGGUGGUGAAGAAGCACUCUCAGUUCAUUGGCUACCCCAUCACACUUUAUGUGGAGAAGGAGCGUGAGAAAGAGAUCAGUGAUGAUGAGACAGAGGAGGAGAAAGCUGAGAAAGAAGAGGAAGAGUCUAAGGAUGAGGAGAAACCAAAAAUUGAGGAUGUGGGCUCUGAGGAGGAGGAGGAGGGAGAUAAAGGCAAGAAGAAAAAGACCAAGAAAAUUAAGGAGAAAUAUAUUGACCAGGAGGAGCUGAACAAAACCAAACCUAUUUGGACCCGCAACCCUGAUGACAUCACCCAGGAGGAGUAUGGCGAGUUCUACAAAAGCCUCACCAAUGACUGGGAGGACCACCUGGCAGUCAAGCACUUCUCUGUGGAAGGACAGCUGGAGUUCAGGGCCCUGCUCUUCAUCCCACGCCGUGCUCCUUUUGACCUUUUCGAGAACAAGAAGAAAAAGAACAAUAUUAAGCUGUAUGUGAGGCGUGUCUUCAUUAUGGACAGCUGUGAUGAGCUCAUUCCUGAGUACCUGAAUUUUAUCCGAGGUGUUGUGGACUCAGAAGAUCUGCCUUUGAACAUAUCUCGUGAGAUGUUGCAGCAGAGCAAAAUCCUCAAGGUGAUCCGCAAAAACAUUGUGAAAAAGUGCUUGGAGCUCUUUACUGAGUUGGCAGAGGACAAAGAGAACUACAAGAAAUUUUAUGAGGCCUUUUCCAAGAAUCUGAAGCUGGGCAUCCAUGAGGACUCAACAAACCGAAAGCGCCUUUCAGAGCUGCUGCGCUACCACACAUCUCAGUCAGGUGAUGAGAUGACUUCACUUUCAGAGUAUGUGUCCCGUAUGAAGGAGUCACAGAAGAGUAUCUACUACAUCACAGGGGAGAGCAAGGAACAGGUUGCCAACUCGGCCUUUGUGGAGCGUGUGAGGAAGCGUGGCUUUGAGGUGGUGUACAUGACGGAGCCUAUUGAUGAAUACUGCGUGCAGCAGCUCAAGGAGUUUGAUGGGAAAACCCUAGUGUCAGUUACUAAGGAGGGGUUGGAGCUACCUGAGGAUGAGGAGGAGAAAAAGAAGAUGGAGGAGAGCAAGGCCAAGUUUGAAACCCUCUGCAAACUCAUGAAGGAAAUCCUGGACAAGAAGGUGGAGAAGGUAACUAUCUCAAACCGCUUGGUCUCAUCUCCCUGCUGCAUUGUCACCAGCACAUAUGGUUGGACAGCAAACAUGGAGCGCAUCAUGAAGGCUCAGGCGCUGCGGGACAACUCUACCAUGGGCUAUAUGAUGGCCAAGAAGCACCUGGAAAUCAACCCUGACCACCCAAUUGUGGAAACACUCCGUCAGAAGGCUGAUGCUGACAAGAAUGACAAAGCUGUCAAAGACUUGGUGAUCCUACUCUUUGAGACUGCUCUGCUGUCCUCUGGCUUCUCCCUGGAAGAUCCUCAGACCCAUUCCAACCGCAUCUAUAGGAUGAUCAAACUGGGGCUUGGUAUUGAUGAAGAUGAGGUGAUUGCAGAAGAGUCCAAUACAGCUCCUCCUGAUGAAGUCCCACGUCUGGAGGGAGAUGAAGACACAUCCCGCAUGGAAGAGGUGGACUAAAGAAGUGGUCUCUUCCAUCUCCUGUCAGACCUCUAUCCAAUCUCAUGUGUGUUUAGAAAAGGGGUCUCUGGUCCCACCGGCUUUUGGCUCCUUGAUGGUGUCUUCUGGAAUUUUUUUCUUUUUGUAGUGGGGAAUGGAAACAGGGUUCCCUGUUUGUCAGUAAUGAGCAAGUCAGGCAGCCCUGGGCAUGUCUGUUGUGUGUAUUUCUACUUGUGUAAGAUCAUCUAAUGGGGAAUGGAGGUGUGGAGGGGUCAGUCUUCCUCUUUCUCACACCCCAUGGGAUCUCCCAUGCUCAGCUGAGGUGAAGAGAGUCCUUUCUCUCCAGCCCCCCCAGAGUAGGAUUGUAUUUUGGUUGGCUUGGUUAUUUUUUAUUGAUUUUCCUGAUGUUUUGUUCUACUGGAAUUAAAGUGUCAAAAGAUCAAGGUUUA